AUUCUACAACAAGGACUAUCUGUAUAGGCGGGACGGACUGCAUUUAAAUAACAAGGGAACAAACCUACUCGGAGAAAGGAUCCUUGAGGAGGUUCAGAAGCAUUUAAACAAGAAAGGAAGGGGGAGAAAUCAACAAAAAAACAGAAGGGAGACCGCAUCAAAACAAGGACAACUCAGGAUAUCCCAGAUGUUGCCACAGAGAUUCUGUCAGCGUUGGGGGCGGAAUUUCCUGUCUGCACCCACCCGCUGGGCAGGAAGUGACCUUGGUGCGGGGAGCUAUGAUGUCAUCGUGGUGGGCGGAGGCCAUGCCGGAACAGAGGCUGCUGCUGCAGCAGCGAGAGUGGGGGCGGAGACUCUGCUGAUCACACAGCGAAUCAGCACCAUCGGUGCCCUGUCCUGUAACCCCUCAUUCGGGGGGGUAGGGAAGGGACACCUCCUCCGGGAGCUGGAUGCUCUGGACGGGCUGGCGGCUCGGCUGAGCGAUCGGGCCGGUGUCCACUUCAAGGUUCUGAACCGGAGCAAAGGCCCGGCGGUGUGGGGGCUGAGAGCACAAGUGGACCGAGACCAGUACCGGCAAUACAUGCAGAGUGAGAUCUUGAGCACUCCACGGCUGACGGUUCAAGAGGGCUCUGUUGAGGAUCUGAUUGUGCAGGAGCCUGACCCAGCGAAGCCUGGCAUCGCAAGAGUGAGAGGAGUGAGACUGGGUGACGGUGGUAUAGUCCACUGUAAGGCCCUCAUUCUCACCACUGGUACCUUCCUGUCUGGGUCCCUGGGCUGGGGCACCGUGUCUAUUCCAGGGGGGAGGCUGGGGGAGCCUCCCUCUCUUGGGCUCUCCCGCUCCCUCUCAGAUCUGGGGUUCAGGAAGGGGCGCUUGAAGACGGGGACUCCACCCAGGAUCAGAAGGGAGAGCGUGGAAUUCAGCAGAUUGGAGAGACACGAGGGGGACCCCAAACCUGUACCCUUCAGCUUCCUGAACCAGCGAGUCAGCAUCAAGCCGGAGGAUCAGCUGCCCUGCUUCCUGACUUACACUGGGCCUGGAGUCGAGAGAAUCAUCAGAGAGACUCUGCACCUGAACCAGCACGUACUGGAAACCAGCAAGGGGCCCCGGUACUGCCCUUCUAUCGAGUCGAAGGUGCUCCGUUUCCCUGGACGGGCUCACCAGGUGUGGCUCGAACCUGAGGGCUUGAACUCGGAUCUCAUCUACCCCCAGGGCCUGUCCAUGACUCUGCCUGCUGAGCUACAGAGAGACCUGAUCAGAGAGAUUCCGGGACUGGAGAGGGCAGAGAUACACUCGCCAGGAUAUGGUGUUCAGUAUGACUUCCUGGACCCCCGUCAGCUCCACCCCUCUCUGGAGACACACAGAGUGCAGGGUUUGUUCCUAGCUGGGCAGAUCAAUGGCACCACCGGUUAUGAGGAGGCUGCCGCUCAGGGUAUCAUUGCUGGUAUCAAUGCCUCGCUCUCCUCCCUCUCGCUCCCUCGUUUCACGCUCAGUCGGACAGAAUGUUACCUGGGUGUUCUCAUCGAUGACCUCACAUCGCUCGGGGUGACGGAACCGUACCGCAUGUUCACGAGCCGGGCCGAGUUCAGAACCACGCUGAGACCCGACAACGCCGACCAGAGGCUGACAGAGAAAGGUUUCUCAGAAGCUCGCUGUGUCUCCCCCCAACGGUUCUCACAGUUUCAAUGUGUGUCUAUCAGGCUGCAUGAGGCCCUGUCUGUUCUGAGGUCUGUCCGUCUGUCCGCUCAUCGCUGGAGAUGUGAGCUGCCUCACGCGCAGAUCAGCAAGGAGCGCAGCGGGCUGAUCAGUGCAUUUGAGUUGCUGCAGUAUCAAGGUGUUACCAUGGAAACACUAUCCUCCAUCUUCCCUCAAUCCUUAGCCACUUUCCUGGACCUUGCAGACAGACUCAAGAUUGAAGCUCUCUACCUCCCUCACUCCGUGCUGCAGAAGGAGGAGAUGGCUCUGGUUCGCAGGGAGGAGUCUCUGCGGCUGCCCCCAGGUCUGCACUACCCCUCCCUGCCCAUCUCCCUGUCCAGCGAGGCCAGAGAGGUGCUGCAGGAGAGCCAGCCACAGACUCUGGGUGCGGCCGGGAGGUUGCCAGGGGUUACACCAGCAGCCAUCGUGAAUCUGCUGCGGUACGUGAGGGACCAUGGGGAGCAAGGAAACGAGAUGGAAAGAGAGAGGGAGGACAGAGACUGCGCUUCAUAGACUGGAGCCUGACAGACACCCCCUUAUAUCCCCAGAAUCUGAUAUUCAAGAAAUUCAGCAAAACAAUGUUAAUACAAACUUUGAUGCCAAUGGGAUAAGCGGUUCAGUUAUAUAACCCUUUCCAAGGGUUCAAACACAUGUGGGAAGAUUCUGUUUUGCAGAUCAGCUCCUGUUUUCAUCACAGUACGAAGAUGGAAACGGAUCAUCUUCCCUUCUCUGGGUUUAAAGCUCGGUUUGCCAGUGCUUCUCCUCAGUCCACAUUAAGAGAUUCUCGUCUUAUUUAUUCUGCCCUUUGUGUGCUGCUGAUUAAGUUUGACCCACACGUGUUUUGACUGUGGUGGUUGGUUUUUAUGCAUUGCAAUUUUCUUUUUAUUGUGUAAAUGAGGCAUCUGUGUAAAAAACACCUGAGCCGUGUUUCAGUACAGGUUGCAUAAACUGUGUUUUGGUUUGAAACCUACACACACAUUCUGGAUUGAGACACAUUCUCAGCAAAAAAAAAAAAACGAUUUCAGAUCAAACAGGAAGAAAAAUACAUUGUUUCAAGUCUUUGUUGAGAGAAAGUGUUACAAUAAAAUGUGUAUAUAUGUAAAAAAAAAAA
Molecule: messenger RNA, 2804 nt
Organism: Polyodon spathula (Mississippi paddlefish)
Lineage: Eukaryota; Metazoa; Chordata; Actinopteri; Acipenseriformes; Polyodontidae
Gene: mto1
Product: mitochondrial tRNA translation optimization 1
Exons: 13
Coding region: 188-2206 (672 amino acids)
Biological process (GO): tRNA methylation; tRNA wobble uridine modification
Cellular component (GO): cytosol
Molecular function (GO): flavin adenine dinucleotide binding
Source: RefSeq, a predicted model, not a curated record